AUGAUGGAUGAAGUACGGUUGUCUGCGGCGGCGUCAUUCCCUAAGGGUGGCGAAGUGGAGGCCGUGACAGAUGAUCAGCAGGUUGUUCAUGCAGCAGAUUUCGCGGCAGGAGGUGGGGUAAAGUCAGCAGGUCGUCACAGCGCGUUGCAGGGAAGCUUCACGGAGAAGCUUUCAUCAUGGAGCCAUGGAGCUGCUCAGAGCUCAGGACACGGGUGCAUUGCCACUGAAUGUAGGGAGGAGGUCCACGCGACUACCGCGAACGGCAGGGAGUGCAUCCUUGGCAGCGUGGCAAGAGAAACGGCUUUUGUUGAUAGAUCUGGACGGUGUGGGGCACGGCAGGGGAAGUCGUCGGGCAGGGCGAAACUUUCUGCCGAACAGGACGACGGGAUUUUCCAGUGUUUCGGGGAAGACUUAGUGCACAUACACAAGCUGGAGGAGCCUCGUAAACUUGGCGCCCAACGAGAUCUCUCGAGGUCUGGCGGAGACACCUCAAAGGUAUAUGGCUUACCGGAAGGGGGUCCAGAUGCCAGCUUCUCUGUGUGGCAGCAGAGAGCUCCACCAACCAAUGAUGGUUGUUUCCAGCAAGUGGUUGAAUCUUUUGGAGAUGGGGGGAAAUUGCCUUUUACGAAGUUUCCGGGGGAGCACGGCAAACUGUACCAGGGGAAAUCAUGGCAUACUAGUGGAGAUGGAACACUCACCACAGGCGUGCUGCCCUCUAGGGAGGAUUUGGUGAGGCGGUUGCUUCCAGGGCUGCCACAGAACUGCGCUGCUUUGCUCAUGAAGAGCUCCAUUGAAGGCUUGUACGAUGAUUCCGUCGCUGCUGUCGGCUCGCACGCUUGCGUCAGUUCCCCGCAAGGUGGUGGCGAGAUGCAUACAGGAGGCGGAGACAAGUGCGCAGGCGGUGCUUUCCCUGAAGAGCCUUUUGAGGAGUCAGGCAGACACAGCCGAACGACCACUUUCAGCAGAUACGCGGCAACAGCACCUGGCAGCAGGGAUAACGAGAGAGGAGCAGGCCCAUUCCAUGUUGGUGUGAAGUCUGAUGAGAUGGCGGAGGGAAAGACGGAUGACGCGGACCCAUUUGUUCAGGAACAUUUGAAGGACAGCGCAGGGCAGGAUCACAGCGUUUUCGAGGAAACUCGGCAGAAGGCCUUAGAGGCACUGGAGGGGGCGAGUUUAUUAACGGAGAGCACGGGAAGUGGGGGGGACCAGUCAGAGGCAGUUGUGUACGUGGUGCGAGAGGAAUGGGAGGCAUUUACGCUUUAUUAUUGCUCUCAUACUGGGGUCGUACGGGCGGUUGCUUCAGAAGUUAGCCACGUAACAGCACGAAAUAGCCCGCCAGAUCUGUGUAGAGGUUUGCCAACGAUGGCAGUAGGCGGUGAUGGUUGUCAGCAGUGCCGCAAGCAGCAAAGCCGGCCUUGCAGCGGCUGGUGGAGGUCACGUUACGUGUUACUGCGUGUGACGGUGACUCUCGCGGAUAGGUCUUCUGGUGGCACCACGUUGCAAGGUAGUCCAGCUUCUCCAUGCUGCGAACACGGUGGAUCACCGGAAAUGGACAGCAUGGACAGUUGGUCUGACGGCAGGGUUGACGGGGGAAAGAGUGGUACGAAGCCUCACGGUAGCAACGAUUCGUCAUUGCUUCCGCAGCCGUCUCCCUUUACUUCUCACGGGCUAGGCUGUCAUGCCAAGGAGCCUUCGAUGCGAGGCAGCACGGAAGCCUUCGAUACACAGCCAAGCGCUUCAAAAAUAAACAGGGCGGCUCUGCGGCAGCCCGGUAACUGCGGAACUUACUUGCUGCUUGAAGAAUCAAGCGGAUCGUCUGCAAACCGUAGCGGUUGUGAAGUCACUGACGGCGAUUGUAUCCGUGUUGAAGCACUUAAGUCACUCCAUCUCUCCAAACGCCUAAGUAUUCCGUCGAGGUGUAACAACGAGGCAAAGGAGUUUGCAGCGGAGCUCCUGGGCCCCGCGUGUGAAGGAACGGAUAUGAUUGGGGAUGACAAGAGAACUGAAGAGUGUGCAAAUGAACUUGCACUGAGCGGAGGCAGUACUCAAGCAGAAGUUGCGUUUGCUAGCUUCCUGAAGGCGAAUUGUCCUGUGGGGAAGAUUUCGGAUGAGUCGCCGCUGGUAGGAGCAGCUAACGUGAUUGGUGGGGUAGAAGCAUCGAUGAGGUCAAGCAAUGCUGGGGAUCCAGUUCAGGAGGUUGGAUUUGACGCGUGGGCAGCGAAUGGAAGACGUAGUAGGCUUGCUUCACUCCUGUCGUCCCCGUGUGACAGUUUCGAGGGUUUCGUGUCGAGUGGGCAGCAAGGUGUUCAACUGGUUGAGAAGGAUUCAUUUAACAGCGGCAACUCAGCAGACUGCCUGCCGUCACUGCCUUACCUUUGGACUGGCGGCGGCGGGCCGAAGCCUCAAGAAGUUCAGCAAAGCAGCAUCUCCUCAUCGGAACACUCCAGACCGCAGUGCAAAAGUCAUGGGGAGACAAAGUUCGGAGACCGUGGUUGGCAAUACUCAGGGGCCCACAGAAGUAGGCGCAGGGGUACGAGGAGGACUUUUAAGUCUCAGACGCCUCCAUGCGUCGAUUCAGCAGGAGGGGCACGGAGAGCCUUAGCACAGUGCUACGCCGUAUGCGCUAGCACCAUUGGGAUGGAGGCGGUUGCUGAGGCGCAGAACAGUUACUUGGGUUUAUGCGUUGAGGAGCGUGAACUAGCUGCGGUGUUUCUGGAUUUCGUGGCGCUUGUGGCUCCAGGGGCAAUAAAUGCUUCGGACGACGCCGAAAGGACAGGCUUUGAGCAGCGGAAAUCCGACCCGCAAGACUCUGUUGGCGACAUGAAACGAGCAGUUCAUGAUCACACCAGGUGCAAACGAAAGCCGAACCUGAUGGGACGAGGGCAAAGUGUGAAGAAGGUUUUCUGUCAGGCAAGGAAAUCAAAGACUGACGGGGCCGAAGAUGCAGCUUGCGGCGCUGCUCGUCUGACAUGUAGGAGAUGGGAUGACGAUGUGCCACAUUGUGUGGGCAACAACUUCGAAUUUACGGUUUGA
This is a messenger RNA of Eimeria mitis, 3033 nucleotides long. RefSeq lists its product as uncharacterized. The coding region runs from base 1 to 3033 and encodes 1010 amino acids. NCBI's taxonomy places the organism in Eukaryota, Apicomplexa, Conoidasida, Eucoccidiorida, Eimeriidae. The transcript has 3 exons. The record is from RefSeq and is a predicted model, not a curated record.